AUGGCCGCUGUUCACGACUGGGAGCGUCAGGCGCAAGUGUCCAGGGACAUACUCGCCCAAUCUAUUCCCAAGCAAUGGCUGCUUCCUACCGACAAGCUCCCAUCCGCAGAGCGAACAAACGUCCUCGACGUCCCCAGAGAGUCGGGCAUCUUGACGGAGAAGGAGCUCCAAAUUACGGAGACCGACGCGACGGGCCUCGUAGAGACCAUGGCCCGCGGAACAUGGACAGCAGAAGAGGUUCUCAUCGCCUUCUUGAAGCGCGCAACUAUCGGGCAUCAGCUGCUCAAUUUUGCCACCGAGUUCAUGGUCGAAGAUGCGCUUUCUCAGGCCCGAGACCUUGAUUCUCACUUUCGUCGCACCGGAGAGAUUGUUGGGCCGUUGCACGGCGUCCCAAUCUCGGUCAAAGAAAUGGUGUCUUUCAGAGGUCGGGUCACCAAUACGGGGUACGUCUCGUGGACGUCGUCCAAUGCCGCGUCCCAGGAUGCCUUGAUGAUCAGGUCCUUGCGCAAGGCAGGUGCUGUGUUCCAUGUCCGCACGAACCUACCACAAACAUGCAUGCAUCUGGACUGCAACAACAAUAUCACGGGCCGAACUCACAACCCUCACAACAUCCGUCUCUCCCCCGGUGGCUCGUCCGGGGGUGAAUCCGCGUCUAUAGGCUUCCGCUGCGCAGCCAUCGGCAUUGGAAGCGACAUCGGCGGAUCGAUCCGCCUUCCUGCCGCUUUCUGUGGCUGCUACGGCAUUCGACCGACUACUCUCCGUACUCCAUGGAACGGGGUCGGACUGGCGGGAGAAGGUCAAGAAGGAAUUCGCUGCACGUUGGGCCCACUUACCAACUCCUUACGUGACUUGGACCUGUUUAUGAAGGCUGUCACAGAUGGGAGGCCCUGGGAUGAGGAGACAUCACUAGUACCUUUGCCUUGGAAAGAGCGCGCACUCACCAAAGACAUCACCAUCGGCAUCCUGUGGGAUGACAUGAUCGUCCAUCCACAUCCGCCGGUUCAGCGAGCCAUGAACGAGGCGGUAGCGAAGCUGAAGAUGGCCGGCAUCUUAGUGAAAGACUGGAGGCCAUACAAGCAUGCUCACGGCAUGCGCAUCAUUAACGACUUGUUUUAUCCUGACGGCGCCGCUGCCCAGCUAGCCGCCCUCGAAGCCUCUGGCGAGCCCUGGCUCCCUCUCACCAAAGAAGCCUUCACCCGUGCCCGCAAGAUGACUGUCGCCGAGACCUGGACAGUCAAUCUGGAGCGUGAAACAUAUAGAACGGAGUAUCGCUCGCUAAUGGAGGAGCAAGGCGUUGAGUAUAUUCUUUGUCCAGCCUACCUUGGCGUUGCCGCCGCGCCCAACGAGGCGCGAUACUCGGCCUACACGGCUAUAUGGAACAUUCUGGACAUGCCCGGUGUGGUCUUUCCCAGCGGAUUGAAGGUCGACCCGCAUCUGGAUGGGAUAGAGACUGGGUACCAUCCACGAAGCGCGCAAGACGAGUUGGAGUACAGGGCGUAUGCGCCGGAGAAGUUUACGGACGCGCCCAUCGGCCUGCAGCUGGUCGGGAAACGGUUUUGUGAUGAGGAACUUGUCGCGGCAUCCAAGGUUCUUGAAAGUAUUAUUCGGUCAUCGUGAGGCUCAAAUUGCGAACCACAAAGUGAGC
Molecule: messenger RNA, 1645 nt
Organism: Purpureocillium takamizusanense
Lineage: Eukaryota; Fungi; Ascomycota; Sordariomycetes; Hypocreales; Ophiocordycipitaceae
Product: Amidase
Exons: 4
Coding region: 1-1617 (538 amino acids)
Source: RefSeq, a predicted model, not a curated record